This is a messenger RNA of Macrobrachium nipponense, 1446 nucleotides long. RefSeq lists its product as uncharacterized. Bases 1 to 1371 code for a protein of 456 amino acids. Lineage: Eukaryota; Metazoa; Arthropoda; Malacostraca; Decapoda; Palaemonidae. The record is from RefSeq and is a predicted model, not a curated record. The transcript has 3 exons.
AUGGUGUACAUCAGACGGUCUUUUGGAUGUUACGGAGAGGUCGUUAAGGUAAUUGCAGACAGAUUUAUGGAUUUUCUUUUUUCACUUUCUUCAGAAUGCCCUUUGAAGGCUGAAAAACUUCAGGCAUCAGAAGUCACUCUGGGUAUUCGAGAAAGUUGUGGACAUUGUAACCUGGACAUUAAACAAACCUUCAGGUUAUCAGAAGAAGCCAGGGAUAUCACAAAAGAGCCUCAGCUUGUUAGAUCACCAUCCAUCUACUUCAAGACUUUGUGGAUCUUUGUGGAUCCGGUCAUCUUCCAACAUUCCGGAUAUCAAUUCCAGAUGGCAACCAGAUGGCUCCUUUUAAUCUUUACUGUAGUGACAGCAGCAGCAGCUGGAUCCAAGGGCGUUCUAGCUGUGCCUGAAGGAGGAGGAGGAGAAGGGGGCCACGGCGACGACUACAGAUCCUUCGGACAAAGGGAGAACGCCCUAGAUGGAGAUCAUCACGACCAAAAUGGAGAUCUUCUUGGAGGGGACCAUCUUGGGGUUCCUGAAGAAGGCGUCGUCUACGACGCCCUUGAAGACAUCUACACCUCUUCUCCUGAAUAUGAGGAUGCUGUGAGCGACCACGAACCUCCUUCCGUAGCAGGCUACAGAGGGAACGCCCCUGGCUACAGUUCGUCUCCUGUAGGGUACGACAGCAGCCAGGAUGAUGAUUAUAGAUCUCCUGAGGAGGUCCCUGACUACAGAUCUUCUCCUGUAGGGUAUGAGGAUUCUGGUGAUGACUACAGUAACCAGGCCGAUACGUACAGUUCUCCUGAAAGCUAUAGUGCCCAAGGGUAUGGGUAUGACGCCCCUGCAGUCAAAUACGAAUCCCCAGAGUUGCCCCAAUGUCCAACAAAGACACUCUACACCACUAGGUAUCAAUACAAACUGCAGAAGUUACCAGUCCUCCACACAGUCUACAGCGAGAAGUACGUGCCCACGACGGUCUACGAGCCAGUCUACGAGACCGUCUACCACACUCAAGUCAAAACGCAGCUCGUCCCAGAGUACGUCACUACUACGGCGUACAGCAAGGUGGUCACUUACAUCCCUGACUAUCAGACCAAGUACCAGACAGUCUACAAGACCCAGUACCUUGACAAGACGGAGUACGUCGACCACUACGUCACCGAGACGUCGUACCACACGGUCUACGACACGAAGGUACAGUACCAGACCGUCUACGAGACUGAGUACGUGCCACGGUACGUCACUCAAACAAAGGUUCAGUACCAGACGCUGUACAAGACGCAGUUUGUGCCGAAGUACCUAGAAGCUACCCAGACGGUUCUGACGUAUAAGACGGUCUGUCCUGUGAAGGGGCAUCAUUUUGGGUAUAAAAUGUGACGCUUGGGGUAGUUUUGUCAUUGGGUAUUGUUGGAUGUUGUUUGUUUAUCCGUCAUGAAAUGUUUUAUAUUUUGU